Priapulus caudatus is the source of this 592-nucleotide messenger RNA. RefSeq names its product cytochrome b5-like. The record is from RefSeq and is a predicted model, not a curated record. Gene Ontology annotation, molecular function: heme binding. The transcript has 3 exons. NCBI's taxonomy places the organism in Eukaryota, Metazoa, Priapulida, Priapulimorpha, Priapulimorphida, Priapulidae. Gene Ontology annotation, cellular component: intracellular membrane-bounded organelle; membrane. The coding region runs from base 100 to 579 and encodes 159 amino acids.
GGCGAUUGUGGCUUAAGCAGCUAUUUAAAUACAUUUGUAAUAUAGGCCGUGCAUGGCGCAUAUAAUUCUAUUUAAGUCUAAUCAUGCCAUGGCUGUUGGAUGAUGCCAGGAUUUCCUAUUCUAGUACUAAUCGGUGCGCCGCCCCCUCCACUCGCUCGAUUUCUGUCAACCAUGUCCGGUGAGAAGGGAACCAUGUACAGACUGAAGGAGGUGAGAGAGCACCAGUCUAUGACUUCACUCUGGAUCAUCAUUCACAACAAGGUGUACGACGUGACGAAGUUUGUUGACGAGCAUCCUGGAGGCGAGGAGGUGUUGCUGGAGCAAGCUGGUAAGAACGGCACCGAGUCGUUCGAGGACGUCGGACAUUCCAGCGACGCGCGCGAGCUCAUGCAGAACUACUGCAUCGGCGAACUCGCCGCCGAAGACCGCCCCGAGCAAGACUACCCCGAGAAACGCGCCUACACAGAAGGCGCUCCGCCCGAGCCGUUCUCCAUCAGGAGGUGGCUGCUGCCAAUCAUCAUCGCCAUCGGCGUCGCUCUGGUCUACAGGCUCGGCGUGACGUACUUUGCCGAUAAUUAGUGUAGCCGUCCGU